ACGAUAAAGUUACCAUACAGAUAGAGUGGUAGAAAUCACGUGAAUAAUGGUUACAACAGGAGUAACCCUCGAGGACAUAUACAAGCUGAUCAAGGAGGGUAAUCAAGAACUCAAGGGACAAAUUAAUAGCUUGAGCGAGACUGUUAAUGAAGCCAAAAAAGAAAUAAACAACAUCAAUAAUAAGUAUAGAGAUAUCGAGAAGGAAAACUCAUUAUUGAAAAGCAAAAUCCUUAAUCUAGAGAAUAAGCUGAAAAAAUAUAACAUAGUUAUCUAUGGUGAUAAGGGGCCUAUGGAAGAUACUUUAAGCACUAUCGAAGGAAAAUUAGAAUUUCAAACUUCCCCAAGUGCCCUAGGCCACUUGUCGUCGAAUUCGUUAAUUACAACGUAAAACAAAAAGUUUUGGAGAAGGCAAGAAAACUUCCUAAAGGUGUUGACCUGUGUGUCGAUAACUAUUACACUCCAGAAGAAUACGCCAACAGAAAAUUACUUCAUCAGCACCUGAAGAAAGCCCGAGAAGCAUCUAAUUCUGCGUUUAUUAAAAACAAUAUUCUUUAUGUCAAUGGCGAAGCAUUUUCCUGGGAAAAGCUACAGAAUGACGAUAUUGACGACCAUCAGGAUGAAGGAAUCAUUGAGACAGUUAUCUCUAAGCAGGAUAAAAAUACCGAAGAACAACUGAUCCCUCAAGAUACGAAAAGAGGAUAAAAUAGACUGCAAUAUGAACCAAGCAGGGUCAACAAGUUAGUUCCAGCAUGAGUUUAAAGUAGU
Messenger RNA from Acanthoscelides obtectus, 765 nucleotides. The record is from the annotation of a GenBank genome assembly. NCBI's taxonomy places the organism in Eukaryota, Metazoa, Arthropoda, Insecta, Coleoptera, Chrysomelidae.